AUGCUAUUGGAGAUUAUUAUCCUACUGUUGAGUGCCAUAUUUAUAUUUAACUGGUGGGCUCAUGGCUAUUGGAAAAAGAGGAACGUCUUUUCUAUACCAACAGAAUUUCUAUUCGGGAAUACGAGAGAAUUAGUAAUGGGACAAACUUUAAUGGCUCUCAUGUUUGAAGAUAUUUACAAAAAAUACAAGAAACAUAGAAUGAUUGGUUUCUAUUGUUUUUAUAAGCCGAUGUUGUUUAUCACUGAUCCAGAUAUUGUCAAAAAGAUUUUUGUGACGGAGUUCAACAACUUCAGUAACAAUGGUUUUACAUUGAGCAAGGAAGUAGACCCACUGUUGGGAUUUAACCCCUUUACAGCUAAGAACAGUAUUCUAUGGAAGGAAUUGAGAAGUAUUCAAGCUUUAAAUCAGACUCCAUUGAAAUUAAGAGAAGUGGUCUCCAGCUUGGCCAAAAUAGGAGAGUUCAUGUAUGACUUCAUUAAGAAUCAGAAAGGCGAAUCUGUUGCGGUAUUGGACCUUACAACCCGUGCUGCAAUUGAUUCAGCUGUUCUCCAUGGAUUUGGAAUAGAACCGAAGUCAUUCACAGAUUCAGAAUUCGGUUUUAUGAAACAUGCUAGUGGCGAUAAGUUUUUUGAAACUAGCAGUUGGAACAUAUUUGCUGCCUUAUUUUUUCCCUCACUUAACAAAUUACAUAAUUUCAGAAUUACUUCAAAGGAGGCAGAAGAUUUUUUCAAAUGCGUGACCAAAACAAAUAUUGAUCACCGACAGAGUGCUAACAUAACACGAGGCGAUAUCGUCGAUACGAUUAUUAAGUUAAAUAAAAAGAAGUUGGAACAAACCAAUAAAGCUUACACUGACUUAGAAAUGACUGCUCAUUGCGCAACUUUUUAUCUCGAUGCUACAGUGACAGCUUCAAUGGUGUUAGCAUUCUUCCUGCUAGAAUUAGCGAACCACAUAGACGUCCAAGAAAAACUCAGAAGUGAAAUCAAGUCAGUUGGAAACAAACCGGAAGAUUUUGAUUAUGACAAAAUAAAUUCAAUCCCCUAUCUUCAAAUGGUGCUUGAUGAAACACUUAGAAUGCAUACUCCAUUAACAGUGAUGUCCCGUAUAUGUACUAGGGAUACCGUAUUAGAAGAUGUUAAAAUUUGCAAGGGAACUAGAAUAUUUAUUUCAUCUAUUGCUCUUCAUAACGAUCCAGAAUAUUUUCCUGAUCCCGAAAAAUUUGAACCGGAGAGGUUUUCCGAAAGUAAUAAGGAGUUAAUGACUAAGUACACAUUUUUGCCCUUCGGCGAAGGGCCGCGUAUCUGUGUUGGCAUGAAGUACGCUACUAUCUUUGUGAAGACGAUAAUUGCAUUUAUUCUGCUUAAGUACAGAAUAUUACCAUCGGGAGAUAAAAAUACAAGCCUAAACGAAUACGAUAGUUUCCUGUUGAUCGUUAAACCAGAUGCUGCAGUCAAAUUGGAAGAGUUAUAA
This is a messenger RNA of Nezara viridula (southern green stink bug), 1470 nucleotides long. The record is from the annotation of a GenBank genome assembly. NCBI's taxonomy places the organism in Eukaryota, Metazoa, Arthropoda, Insecta, Hemiptera, Pentatomidae.